Messenger RNA from Ahaetulla prasina, 2631 nucleotides. RefSeq names its product vomeronasal type-2 receptor 26-like. Gene Ontology annotation, biological process: G protein-coupled receptor signaling pathway. The transcript is spliced from 8 exons. Gene Ontology annotation, molecular function: G protein-coupled receptor activity. NCBI's taxonomy places the organism in Eukaryota, Metazoa, Chordata, Lepidosauria, Squamata, Colubridae. The coding region runs from base 1 to 2631 and encodes 876 amino acids. The record is from RefSeq and is a predicted model, not a curated record. Gene Ontology annotation, cellular component: membrane.
AUGAUUUUAAGACAUGCAGGGGCUGCGGAUGUGAAGGCUCGGCUGGACUCUGUCUGGAUUAGGAAAUCCUUGGAGCUUCUGUCUUGGAAGAGGGCUUUGGUUUCGUCCACCUCUUCAUUUAAUUGUGUCUUCAAAGCAAGGCUGGAGACUCCAUCAGGAACACAAGUGAUGUUGCUGCUUCUGCUUCUUCUGCUGUCCCAGGAAGUUCUGGGAAGUCUCAGAGCCAAAUGUCUCCUGACUCUGAAGAGGGACGAGGUGCAUCCAGAGAACUAUUACAAGCCAGGAGAGUUUCUCAUUGGUAGCAUCGUCUCUGCAACAAGGAAGUUGCUUCUACCAAUAAGCUUCAACAAAUCUCCUUUGACUCAAAUUUAUCAGAAAGCAUUAACAGAGUACUGGAAAAUCCUAUCCUUCCUUUUUGCAAUCCAGGCAAUCAACAAGAAUCUUAACAUUUUGUUCAACGUCACCCUGGGAUACAACAUCUAUGACAAUUAUUUCACAGCACAAAUGACCUCGGAGGCUUUGCUGGACCUGCUUUCGGAGGGGGAGGCCAAUGUUCCCAACUACAGCUGUGGAAGGCAGAGAAACACAGUGGCUGUUCUCGAAGCGGCUGAUACUGACAUCUCUGUCCAGAUUUUGACCAUGCUGGGAACCUACAAAAUCCCACAGAUCAGUCACAGUUUUGACUCCCAGGUUUUGAGUGAUGAAAAUCCUUUCUUCUACCCAAUGCUCCCUGCUGAAGGAGUCCAGUAUCCAGGAAUGGUGAAGCUGGUCCUCUAUUUCAGGUGGACCUUGGUGGGUCUCCUUGCUCCAGACAAUGAGAAUGGACAACAGUUCAUGAGGAUCUUGACUUCUGUGUUGAUCAGGAAUGGCAUUUGCCCAGUUUUAUCACAAACCUUUUUGCCAGCUUCUUGGAAAGUGAACAUAGACUUUAAUUUAUACCUUAGUUGGAGAAAGGUGAAGGUCUUUCUUUAUGGUUCAGAUUUGACUUCAUUCAAUGCAGGCAUUUCAGUUUUGAUUCAGAUAUUUGACAUGAUUACUGAACCUCCUAGAGGAAAAAUCCUGAUCAUCCCAAUCCGCUGGGAUUUCACUAUUUAUUUGUCAAACAAACCCUUUCGUAUUCAAUACAUCCAUAGCAUAUUUUCCUUUCCUAUGAAGAAAAAGCAAAUUGGGAACAAUGGUGGGCCUUUGAAAUUUUACUCUUUUAUGAGACAAUUUGUAGAGACCUCCUUCCUUUGUUCCUACACCAGCAAUACCUUUUCGUUGAAAGUCUGGAGACGGUGCAGGCAGAGAGAAAACGUAGUGUUUCUCAAGAAAGAAGAAAUAGAUCUAAUCCUGACUGUGGACAACUAUUUCAUCUACAACACAGUCUGGGCUGUGGCACGGGCCUUAAAUGCAGCUUAUAUACCUAGAUCCAGGAGAAUAUUUAAAGGUGGUAAAAACCUGAAAACUCCUACGCUGAAGGCAUGGCAGCUUCAGCCUUUCCUUCGAAGCUCUCAGUUUUAUAAUAAUUCCAUCCAUGGGGUCUAUUUGGAUGAGACUGGAGAGCUGGUAGCAGACCUGGACAUUGUGAACACGGUUCUUUCCCACAAUAUGUCUGUUAGCCAAGUGACAGUUGGAAGUCUAGAAAGAGUGGGAUCCUCGCAUUUCAAGUUCAUGAUGAACCAGAAUGCUAUUGCAAACAUGGAAAUGUUGAACAAGCCCCUGCCUCCUUCCAGGUGUGUGGAAAGCUGUCCUCCUGGAUUCAUGAAGGUGGCUCAGGAAGGGAAGCCCAUCUGCUGCUACAAUUGCCACCCUUGUCCCGAAGGAACCAUCUCCACCAAGGAAGGUCAAGAUGCAGACAAAUGCACCAAAUGUCCAGAAGAUCAACACCCAAACACAGAUCGAGUUCACUGUAUUCCCAAGAUUAAAAGCUAUCUUUCUUAUAAGGAAAAUCUGGGGAUUAUCCUGACUUCCAUUGCCUUGUUCCUCUCUUUAACCACAGGCUUUGGCUUGGGGAUCUUCAUUAAAUCCAUGGAAACACCAAUCGUCAAAGCCAACAACCGGGACCUCUCCUACAUCCUCCUGGUUUCACUCCUGCUUUCCAUUUUGACCUCCUUCCUGUUCAUUGGCCGGCCAAGGAAGAUGACCUGCCUCCUUCGACAAGCAGCCUUCAGCAUCAUCUUCUCAAUUGCCAUUUCUUCAAUCUUGGCCAAAACAAUCACAGUGGUGGUAGCCUUCUUGGCCACCAAACCAGGGAGUAAAGUGCAGAGAUGGUUGGGGAGGAGCUUGGCCAACUCCAUUGUCCUUUCUUGUUCUGGCCUUCAAGUUGUCAUCUGCAGCAUAUGGUUGAGCAGUUUCCCCCCAUUCCCUGACUCUGACAUGCACACCCAAGCUAGAAAGAUCAUCCUACAAUGCAAUGAAGGUUCUGUCACCAUGUUUUAUGUUGCCCUCGGGUACAUGGGUUUCCUGUCUGCUGUCUGUUUCACGGUGGCUUUCCUGGCCAGGAAUCUCCCUGGGGCCUUCAAUGAAGCCAAGCUGAUCUCCUUCAGCAUGCUGGUCUUCUGCAGUGUCUGGGUGUCCUUUGUGCCUGCCUACCUGAGCACCAAAGGGAAGCCAGAUCUGAAUACAAAAGAACAUUUGAUGUCAAAAUAA